CGGGCCGGGCCCGGCGCACGGGGACAUGGAGCCGGUGCCCGGGGGCGGCCGGGUGUCGGUCAGGGUCAGCCUGAGGGAGCUGGCCGACCUGUCCAUCGGCACGCCCGAGGCGGGCAGCGUCAACUUCAACGCCCUUCACACCUUGCUCCUCGCCAUCCUCCGCCACCUCAACCUGCAGGACGUGAAGACGGAGCUGCCCUACGUGAGCACCGACAUCUCCCGGGUCUCCUCCAUCGCCUUCCCCCUGGCCGUGGGCGGCGCCGCCGCCGCCGAGGACGACCGGAGCGUCGAGGGCCCGGAGGCGUCCGGCCGGAGGGACGGCGAGGACGAGCCCGCCGGCAGGACCGGCCAGGAGGCCGAGGAGGACCGCGCCGCGGCCGGCCCCGAGCGGGACGUGGAGGCCCGGCUGCGCGACCUGGAGAGGAAGAUCCGCGGCCUGGGCGACCGGGUCCUCGGCCUGGGCGACCGCGUCCAGGGGGUGGCCGAGCAGGCCCGGGGGGUGGCCGAACAGGUCUGGGACGCGGCCCUCCGGGCCCGGGAGGUGGAGAGCCACGUCCAGGGGGUGGAGGGGCAGAUCCAGGGGGUGGCCAGCCAGACCCGGGAGGUGGAGAGCCAGGUCCAGGACAUCGGGGCCCAGGCGGAGCUCUACGGACAGCGGCUGGCCGCCCUCGACGAGGGGCCUCCCGGGCCCGAGCGGCCGGACGGGGCCCGGAGCGACGCGUCCGAGAAGCAGAUUUUGCAACUGAAGCGGAGAGUGGACGCCAACGAGAAGGGCGUCGCCGAGGCGAUGGCACUGAUACAAGACGUCGUGAACAAGCUGGACGGCUUGAAGACGUCCCGGGACGACUUGAAGUCGGCCCAGGACGGCUUGAAGACGGCCCGGGACGGCUUCAAGACGGCCCGGGACAGCUUGAAGAUGGCUCGGGAUGACUUGAAGACGGCCCAGGAUGAGGAUUCGGGGGUCCGCGAGGAGGGCAUCCCGGCUGCUGACACUGUCCGGCAGGCGGGCCUUUUGAAUGUGGGGCAACGCCUGGCUGCGCUGGAAGAGCUGGUCACCGCCCAGGAAGACCUCCUGCAAAAUGUGGAGGAGAAGUUGAGCCAGCUUCCUGGAGGAGAGAGUGUGAACGUGGUCACCUGGGAAGACCUCGACCAGGUCUUGGCCUCUGGCUGGGACAAAAGCCCCACCGAGGUCUCUCCGGUGCCAUCGGCCAGGUCUUCCAAGGUGACUGUGGGAGGCCCCGGCCGGUCGAGGAAAGCCUCGAAAGGCACCCUUGGGCCUUCAGACGCCGCCACGGGUGCUGGAGGGCCCACGCCCGCUCAGCGCCCCUCUGCCCUGGGUGGGGCAGACCGCCACCCGUCUGGGGCACCGCCCUCUUCCCGCCCUAGGAGGCCAAGCGCUACCCUGCCCCAGCCCGGACACCCUGGCGGUACCCGGCGACUAUCAGGACCACCUGGCACCACCCAGCAUCCGCCUGGACACCCUGGCACAGCUCGGCAUCUGUCUGGACCUUUUGGCCUCACUCAGCAUCCGUCUGGACCCCCUAGCACCGCCCGGCGUCCGCCUGGACCUCCUGGCACCACCCGGCGUCUCCCUGGCACCUCCUGGGGUCCGCCUGGAGCCCCCGGCACUGCCCAGCAGCCCUCAGAGACUUCUGACGCUGACCACUGUAUCCCCGAAGAGCCAGACACUGCCCAGGAUCUCCCUGAGGGGCAGGACACUGCACAGUACCCCUCUGGGGCACCCGGCACCACCCAGAGCCCCUUGGAGACUUCUGACAUGGCCCAGGAUCUCUCUGAAGAGCGGGGCACUGCUCAAUACCCCUCACAGAUCCUUGAAACAACACAGUACCCACCUGGACUCCCGGGUACAGAUCAGGUUCCGCCUGGGUCCUCAGGGGCGGAUCAGCGCCCCCCAGGCGUUCCCGGACUUACGGGGGCCAGGCAGGCCGGCAAUGGUCUGCAGCCUUCUAUGGCUCCCACUUUCUCCCAGGCUGAAGAGACGGGCGCGGGCCAACCUCCCUCAGCGGCCGGGGGCCCAGCACAGAGGACUGCUACAGCCCCUGGUGCCACUCCGACUCAUGGGCCGGGCCCAGCUCUGCGCCCCUCUGGCACCGAUUGGAUUCCCUCCCAAGCCCAUUACCCUUCAACCACUGCCGCCCCUCCGGACGCUCAGUGGCCCUCCUGGCGCCCAGAAGGUGCCAGCCCCGGCCUGGAGGGCCCCACCCCUGGGGCCCUCGCUGGUCCUGGGCCCUGGCCCGGCCAGGAGCCUCCCGCUGCCCUCCAGCCGCCGGCCGGCCCCUUCCCUUUUGCCUUGGAGACGCUGUACCUGAUGAGUGAGCUCGCCACCCUCUACCUGGUCCUCAAGGGUCAGCUGGAGCAGCUGGACGGCACCGCGGCCGGAACCACCACCAAGGACAAGCUUCUGUACCUGCUGGGGCAGCUGGUGCGUAGAAACCUGCCCCCGGACCUGCCGGGGCAGCUCUCUGCUCUAAAGUGUCUGAUCUUGGAGGUGCAAGCGGACAAGGACAAGAUGUGGAAAAUACUCCAGGGCAAGGGCCUGGAAGAGGCCGCAGGAGCUCAGCGGAGCGAGAAGGAACCUGGCCAGCUGGGUAUGCAGUUAGGGUACCUCAGAGGGACCAUACAGGACAUUGAGAAGGAGCUGGGGGAGCUGAGGCACAAGCAGGAACAGGGCAAAGCCAAGCUGGAGCAGUCGGUGACCGACGCCUCCAUUUACCUGCAGGACCAGUUGGACAAGCUCCGGUCCAUCAUCGAGGGCAUGCUGACUUCUUCGUCCACCCUGCUGUCCAUGAGCCUGGCCCCGGCCCCAUCCCCGACCCCUCUGGAACCCAGCGAGAUAGACCCUCACGCCACCUGCCCGGCCUGCAGCCUGAGCGUGAGCAAACAGGUCAGCCAGCUGGUUCAGCGCUACGAGCAGCUGCAGGACCUGGUCAACAGCCUGAUGGUCCGGCAGGCCGAGAGCCGGUCCACCCGGAAGCCGCAGCUCCGGGGCCAGGACGAAGAGUUGCUGGACCGCAUCCAGGCCACCAUCCUGCAGGUGCAAGGGGACUGCGAGAAGCUGAACCUCACCACCAGCAACCUGAUCGAAGACCACCAGCAGAAGCAGAGAGAUAUCGAUUCUCUGUACCAAUCCCUGGAGAAGCUGGAGAAGGAGAAGGCAGACAAGGAGCACCUGGAGAUGGAAAUUGAUAUGAAAGCAGAUAAGAGCUUGUUGGCUGCCAAGGUCAGCCGGGUCCAGUUCGACGCCACCACGGAGCAGCUGAAUCGGAUGCUGCAGGACCUGCUGACCAAGCUGACCGGCCAGGAGCAGGACUGGCACAAGGUCCUGGAACAGCUCCUGCUAGAGAUGGACAACAAGCUGGACCGCCUGGAGCUGGAUCCCCUGAAGCAGCAGCUGGAGCAGCGCUGGAGGGCCCUGCGCAAGCAGCUGAAGGAGCACCCGCCGGAGUUCACGGCCGACGAUGCCGCGGGCAUCCGCAGGCAGCUGUUAGCACAUUUCCACUGCAUCUCAUGUGACCGGCCCUUGGAGAUGAUCGCCCCCGGACCGAUGGUGCUGUCCGUCCCCAAUGUCCCCGGGCUGCCCGGGCACCGCUCCACCCGGCCCUUCACCAUCUACGAGCUGGAGCAGGUCCGCCAGCAAAGCCGCAACCUGAGGUUGGGCAGCGCCCUGCCCCGCCUGGUGCAGGUGGAGCACAGCGUGGGCCGGCUGUACUCCAUGCACUCGCGAAUGCUCCAGGACAUCGAGAAGGUGCAGCUCCGCUUCGGCGGCUCCACCAAGGCCAGCAGCCAGGUCAUCCGGGAGCUGCUGCAGGCCCAGUGCCUCACCUCCGGCCGCUACCUCAGACGCGACAAGCCGUUGGAGCUGAGUGAGUGCACUCCCCUGUCCGUGCCCCGCCGCUGUGGAGGCAGCCACACGAUCACCUACCCGUACCGCCGCUAUGCCCGCCUACAGUACCUGCCCCCGGAGGGGGAGACCCCCCAACCCAUCCUGAAGCAGGACGAAGUGGACAUUCUGGGUCUGGACGGGCAUAUCUACAAAGGCCGCAUGGUGACCCGACUCCCGGCCAUCUGCAAGGAAGCCCCUCAACCAACCAACCGAUCUCAGGUGCCCAGAGGAACAAGCAGGAACUGGUCCAGGCGUCCGCAGUCCACGACCCCUCCCGGGGUGAUAACGACCAGCUCCCCUGGCGCCCCCACAGCGCCAAGAUGUCCACCCGGAACAGUUCAGCUAGCAGCCAGCUGCUGAAGGAGCGUCCCGUGUCCUCCAUGGGCCGCCUCUCCCAGCCCUGCCUCGACGGCGGCCCCAUGGACCUGCGCCUGUAUGGGAGCCCGGGCCCCGGGGAGCAGCUCCCAUUCCUGGUGCCCCCCGGGAUGCAGUGACCGGAGCUGCCAAUAAAGUUGGAGCAGAAAGCUG
Messenger RNA from Ornithorhynchus anatinus (platypus), 4432 nucleotides. RefSeq names its product glutamine rich 2 (gene QRICH2). The record is from RefSeq and is a predicted model, not a curated record. The coding region runs from base 26 to 4264 and encodes 1412 amino acids. The transcript is spliced from 20 exons. NCBI's taxonomy places the organism in Eukaryota, Metazoa, Chordata, Mammalia, Monotremata, Ornithorhynchidae.